AUGGGUGUUGACCUUAUAGUUAACCGUAGAUUUUUCUCAAGAAAGACACCAGUGCUGUCUUUUAGAGAACUAAAUCUGAUGGAAGAGAUUUGACAAGUACUUGAGAAGCAUCAUAUCAGAGCUCCAUCUUCUAUUCAAUCUUUGGCUAUUCCUGAGCUUUUGAAAGGAAAAUCUGCUUUGCUAACUGCGCAGACUGGAACUGGAAAAACAUUAGCUUAUGCCACUCCAAUUAUUCACAUGCUUAAAAUGCAAGAGUUGCAGGCUCAGAUCAGACUGACUGUGCCUCACAGACCUCGUACCAUUGUCAUUGUGCCAAAUAGGGAACUAGCUCAACAGGCGGAGGAAGUUUUCCGAAUGUUUAUGUACGAUGUUCCUCUAAGAUUCUAUGCUGCUUUUGCUGGAACCAAACUUUCUACCGAAUUUAAAAAGAUUCAGGAAGGAAUUGAUUGCUUAAUCACAACUCCUGACAGAUUAGUCAGACAUAGAGAUGCCAAGAAGAUCUUUCUCUCUAAUUGAUCUUCGGUAGUCAUCGAUGAAUGAGAUACGCUACUUGAUGCAGGAAUGGGCGAUUUUAUCACAAAUUUAAUCACUCCUCUGGUAAAGACUCCUAACUCUCAAGAGAUGCAGUAUGUUCAUGAGAAGAAGGUUGACCAUUCUACUCAGAGGCAGAUUGUGUUUUGCUCAGCAACAAUUACAAAACAGAUGGAAAGUUUAGUAAGUAAAUUUUGGAUCCCUGGAGACAAAAAGUUCGUCCAUCUUGUCGAGAAAAAUACUCAUAUGAACCUUACAAACCUCGAUCAUGAAUUUAUCAAGCUUAGUGAACGGGAUAAGUAUGAGCCAUUGAGACAUGUUCUCAAGGAAUUCCAGAGUUUUAUAAGAACAGAGAAUACUGCAGGGAUGAUAUUCUGCAAUUCAAUCCAGUCAGCACGAUCAGCAGAGCAUACCCUUCGAUCAUUCGGGUUUAAAGUCUCCUCUCUUCAUGGUGAUAUACCUCCAAUGAUGAGGAAUAAAUAUGUAGCAGAUUUUAGAAACAGAAAAACUGAUUUGUUAGUAGCUACAGAUCUUGGAUCAAGAGGACUAGAUUUCCCAUUUGUUAGUCAUGUUUUCAACCUUGAUUUUCCUAAAACAGUAUCAGACUACAUUCAUAGAGCAGGAAGGGCAGGUAGAGCAGGAAAAGAGGGGUACGUAAAAUCUUUCUAUCGUAAAUUCGAUGAGCCCAUUAUCGAUCAAAUGAGAAGGUCUCAUGAAGAUUCAAUUCCAAUGAAAAUCGGUGGAUCUUCAUUCACUUACAGAAAAACUUUUGAAAGGCCUGUAGUUGGUGGAAAAAUUAAACCUUUACCAGUCUCUCAACCAGGACGGAGGAAGUCUCGCUCUGAUCCUCUUGCUGCUACUUCUAAUCUUCUAAUCAAGACUUACGAUAACCCCACAGAAACACAGCCAAAGAAGAGAAGAGUAGCUCAUUACCAAAGGAAAUCAAGAAAUGCAGGAAGGCCUGAAAGAGAAUCCAUUGUCAAGAUUGAAAAGGAGAAUAAAAAAUUAGGGAAGAAGGUUAGCAUCUCUCAAAGAAGAAAGAACAGAAAUUACAUCCCUCGCAGCAGAAAGUUCUAAAUAUCUUCAAUAA
Moneuplotes crassus is the source of this 1621-nucleotide messenger RNA. The record is from the annotation of a GenBank genome assembly. Lineage: Eukaryota; Ciliophora; Spirotrichea; Euplotida; Euplotidae.